CUGCAGGACACAUUCAGAUCCCAGUAUCAUCCGGACGGGACGCAUCAGCGCCCUCUCUAUCUGUCUGUAUUGUGGAUUUAGACUUUUUAUACUGAGCUUCAGCAAGGACAACAGGCGUUUAAAUGCCAUAUGCCUAGCAUAAAAAGUUAUUUUAAUUUUUUUUCAGAAUUUUUGGAUUCCUUUUUGGUUUUGAUGAUCACUUUUAAUACAUGGAAAUGAUCUGACCAUGUCAUAAAUGCACUUUGUUCAUAAGAAGAACCUCCAUCCAUUAUCGCUGGAUAUAUAAAUGAACGAGCUGUCAGAGAUGCUGGUGUCCAGGGAUUAUUGUGCGCUCAUGAUGCGGGAUCGGAAGGAAUGCGACCCGCGCUCUCGGGAGAAGGCGGACGGUGAAGUGGAGCGGGUUCGAACCCGGGAGCGUCUGGACGCGACUGUAGCGGGUCUGACCGAAUUGGAGUAUCUGAGACAGAGACAGGAGCUGCUGGUCAGGAGUGUGUUGAACUGUCAGGAGGUUGCAGGAGAGGACAAACCCUGCCUUAUAGUGGAGGACAGCUAUCUGAACACUGAAGAGAAACUUCUGGAGGAGAAUAUUUUAUUGCUCAGAAAACAGUUGAACUGCCUUCGGAGGCGAGAUGCAGGUUUGAUCAACCAGCUCCAGGAAUUAGACAGACAGAUCAGUGACCUGCGGUUGGACACGGAGACUUCGCAUGAACAUGUGGAAACGGACAGCCGGCCAAGUUCAGGCUUUUACGACCUGAGCGACGGUGCUUCAGGAUCCCUCUCCAAUUCCUCCAACUCUGUCUUCAGCGAGUGUUUGUCCAGUUGUCGUUCCACCACCUGCCUCUGCACCCCCCUUGACACCUCGCUCUGUGCCUCCGAGGGAAGGCUUAAGCCUGCAGAUGAGCUGGGUAUUUGUGCCGAGUGUGAUUGCCAUUGCGAAGACUCAAGUUGUGGAACAGUCCGCAGAUCUCUUUCUGCAUCCUAUUCCCCUUCCCCAGAAGGCUCCUGUGACGGCCUGUCCAAGUUCCACUGUGACCUCCUUGCCAAAAACGGUAAUGACGUUUACCGGUACCCUAGUCCUCUCCAUGCGGUGGCUGUCCAGAGCCCCAUCUUCUUUCAAUCCUUGACUAGUCACCUAAAGGACGAUUGUAACUUUUCCAAACCUGGUGAAGCAUCAAGUGAUGAACAGAAACCUGAGCAGGUCGUGGGCAACCAUGCCUCUCAAACACUCCCAAAUAAAAAACUGGAUAGUUAUAUCUUUGGGCUACUUCAGAGGAGGGCUCAGCCCUUGAGGACCAACAAACCCAGGACAAGCAUCAACACUGAUCCCUCUAAGAGCAUUUUAAGGCAGGCUAGUCUUUGCUCAAGGGCCCCUGCUGCUGUCCAGGCCCAGCAAUGGACCUCUGACCUCAAGCCUAACUGGCAGACGUGUUUACAAGAUGCCUCAGCAACUAGCACUGAGCCAAGCACAGCUUCGCCCCAAAGACAGUGGUCUGCUGACCCCAAGGGAGGAACCUUACAAAACGGAGCAUACUUUUCUCCAAGUCAGCCGCAGAAUGGUUACACAACCACCAAUGAUAAUAACAUUAGUUGCCUCUUGAAGAAGAACGUUUCUGGAGCCACUAAAGGCCAGCCGUUAAGUGUUGCAUCGAAGGACUGCCAGGAUCUAGGCAGCCCAAAUGCAGUUUCCUCUCCAAAACUCAACAAGCAUUCUUAUUACACUGUGGAGGACAAUAAAUCUGGACAAGUAAUGAAAGCAAGUCCUCUUAAGAGGAGUCCUAAGACUCAGGCUCCAGCAAGUUGUGGUAAAGAUGCUGAACAUCUGGCUCCAGAGUUGCACAGCCUCGGUUCUUCUUCACAAAGUCAAGAUGAGGGAGGUCAACUGGUUAGCGCCCAGUACAUCCCUGCUCAGAAACAGAAUGUAAAUCUCCGCAAAGGUGGCACCAAGAACAUCAAGAUUGUCAAGGUGAAAAAUUCCACCAGUGGCAAAAGUAAACCUCAUGUGUCUGAGCACAUUUCUGAGCCUGUUCGUGACAAGCAUCGGGCAGGAUCUAGAAGAUCUCGACAAGUGGACGAAGUCCACCACUUGCACAGGUCCUCCAAGAAGAGCUCCUCAAAAGCCAAGAGAAUCCCUGCCUCCAUCCCUGAAGGACGAAUCCUGGAGAAGCACACCAGUUCCACAGGAGGUCGAUCUUCUGCUCAGAGGCACCACGGACAUCAUCGGCAUCACGAGGCGGUGUUGGCCAAGCCCAAGUACAAGCGCAACGACUACCAUCGGCGCCCGAGGGGUCUCCACGAGAUCCCCUACGAGGAGGCUUUCAAGAGAGCCCACCGUAGGCAGAAAAGAGAAAUGCUGGGCAACAUGUCUGCCAUGUACCUGCCAUCUAACGCACACUACACUAGCCCCUACGCCUAUGUGGGAAGCGACUCUGAAUAUUCGGCCGAGUGUGCAUCACUCUUCCAUUCCACCAUUCUGGACACAAGCGAGGAUGAGCGCAGUAACUAUACCACCAACUGUUUCGGAGACAGCGAGUCGAGUGCUAGCGAGGCGGACUAUGUAGCUGAGAGCAGCACUAGCAGUGACUCUGAGGGCAGUGCAGGGGUCAACUGGCCCCAAUUCAACCAGGCAGGAUCCCACGGAAUGACGUCAGCACAGGCGAAGGCAUUUGUCAAAAUCAAGGCUUCCCAUAACUUGAAGAAGAAGAUCUUACGUUUCCGAUCAGGCUCGUUAAAACUCAUGACCACAGUGUGAGACUUGAGGAACACUGAGAACAGAUGCAACCAAUCAAAUUGGCUUCUCUCCCUUAUCACACAAUCAAGUGCCUAGACAGAAAUCAGCUGCACGGCCUAAAACUGCCUGUCGGACAGCUGGGAGCUCAACUUCUGUCCAGCACAUUGCCUUCCCCUGCACUUUUUACCCCUUUGAUGUCAUUGUCUGUAGCUUUUUUUUACUUUUUGUUUUGUAUUUAUUAUAAAUUCAGCUUUUGCUGUGAUGCAUCUGCAUAGCAAGUACUAUGUAAAUGCAUUGUUCAUACAUGGUUUACUUUUUUAAAGAUAUUUAUAACUUAAUAUAUUUGUUUAGCCAUACAUGGAAAUGGAAUAGGAAGUAUGACUGAGCUGAAGCAGAAGCGAGAAGUGUCCAGUGCUACCAAGACUAGUUCACCUGCUGAUCGUUAAGGGCUUUUGUUAAAUGCACAUUAAAUAUGCAUGAGCAACAGCUUCACCAUUUACCUUAUUAGCUGUAAAUUACCCUUUUGUAAAAUAAAUGUUAAUGUAUGUUGAUUUCUUGUGUCUUUUUAUUCUUUAUUAAAUCCCAUUGUUAAAAUCA
Molecule: messenger RNA, 3325 nt
Organism: Labeo rohita (rohu)
Lineage: Eukaryota; Metazoa; Chordata; Actinopteri; Cypriniformes; Cyprinidae
Gene: dact1
Product: dishevelled-binding antagonist of beta-catenin 1
Exons: 4
Coding region: 287-2749 (820 amino acids)
Biological process (GO): negative regulation of canonical Wnt signaling pathway; regulation of Wnt signaling pathway, planar cell polarity pathway; negative regulation of JNK cascade
Cellular component (GO): cytoplasm
Source: RefSeq, a predicted model, not a curated record